Pocillopora verrucosa is the source of this 2807-nucleotide messenger RNA. RefSeq names its product F-box only protein 3. The record is from RefSeq and is a predicted model, not a curated record. Gene Ontology annotation, cellular component: cytoplasm. NCBI's taxonomy places the organism in Eukaryota, Metazoa, Cnidaria, Anthozoa, Scleractinia, Pocilloporidae. Gene Ontology annotation, molecular function: protein binding.
AUUUACCUACAUAAGAGAAUAGGAAAAGACAAUUUGAAAGUGUCGACUGAUAAUUUUGAUAGCGAAAUUAGCAAAGGUACUACCCUUUUCUUACAACUACCUUCCCCCCCCCCUUUACUCCGCUCCCGUGGGAUCAUGACUCUAAGACAACAUGGCAGCCAAAUGCUCAUACUUGGCCUCAUUGCCUGCUAUUCCUUUGGUGAAUGUUCUGUCGUUCUUGGAUAGGAAAGACUUGUUUAGUUGCUCUCAGGUUUGUUCGCGAUUCAAUCAAGUUGUCUCCGAUCUUCCUGUGUGGAAAUCAUGGUGUAAUGAAGUGUGGUUGGUCGGAGAAUGCCCGCCGGGAGUAACAUGGAAGCAGUUGUUUGUGGAAUGGAAAGCGAAAUGGGGUCGCUAUGAAUCUUGUUAUGCAACCAUAAGAAAAGCUUGGAACAUCAUUGAAGACUUUACAAAGCUUCACUGUCCUAAUAUUUAUGCAUCUUUGAACGAUGGAUUGUCAGAAGAAGAAAUUCGCGAAACCGAAGCUAACAAACUCAAUGGUUGUAGUCUUCCAAAUGAACUGAGAUGUUCAAUUCGUAUCCACAACGGACAGCAGCUCGUCUGUCCAGGGCUGAUUGGAUCCAUGGCAAUUUCCAAUCACUACCAAAGUGAAUCUCUUCUGGAGCUUGGCAUAGCUGCUGGAGCACUCCAGAGCCGUGAUGGGCUGAGGAACUGUAUUCCUGUUUCCUUAUGUGUGAAUACUGGAAAUGGACAAUUUAUGGCAUUGACAAAUGAAGAGGGGCGUAAUCCAGGAGAUUUGUUUUGGCCAAGCCCAGAUCGCAGUGCUGACAAUUUUGACAUUUCUCCAAUGAGAAUGCACCAUUUUCUGAGUGGAAGCAAUUUUGAAAGCUGGCUGUGUAACUAUGCAGAUCAGUUGUCUCGGAACUGCUUCCCAGUAAUUAACAAAGAAAUUUACAAGUUCUUAUUUUCUGCCUCUGCGACAACCCAAGGAAUCACAGUUACCACGACUACUGCAUUUCUUCCAGAGCUAAGUAGUGUCAAACCUCCCCUGUUUUUCUUCACAUAUCGCAUAUCAAUUUCCAUGGAUCCCAAGUGUUCUGAGUUUAUAAAUAAAUGUCAGCUCACAACACGUCACUGGUACAUUACUGAUGCAAAUGGAAUCAAAGAAGAAGUCCAUGGAGAUGGUGUGGUCGGAGAGUUUCCAGUAAUGACCCCAGGGGCACUCCAUGAGUACAUUAGUUGUACAACAUUUUCUACUCCCACAGGGGUCAUGGAGGGACAUUAUGUCUUUCAAUGUCUAAACAAAAGCGAAAGGAUUAAUGUCAAAAUACCUCCAUUAUAUUUUAAGAGCCUACCUUUUGUGGCUGCCGAGCAGAGAUUGUUAAACAUGCCACAAGGUAAGUGUGAAGAAGUGAGUAAAAUUUCAGGAGGAGCAGAGGAAAAGAAAGUUGUUCAUAAAAAAGGAAAAUGAAUGAAACAAAAUUUCAAUGUUCUUGCCUACAUUUUCUUCUUGUAUUUUUCCCCUUUGUCUUAGCAGCUUAUGUCUGCUGUGUAGGCCAUUUUUAUUGAAAUUUUUUCUUUCAUUAAAAGUUGGCAUUGUAAUUAACCUUUUUAAUUUUAACCCUAAGCAGAAGUAGAUAAUCAAACAAAUAAGCUGGUUAGAUAUUGGUUAUCAUUUGAGUAUUGCAUGUGAACCAGUGGCUGUUUCUAAAUUCCAAAAACCAGAAUGAUGAAAGCAGUUUUUGUAUCCAACAUUUUGUGUUUAAUGUUGUUGCCCUGGUGAUCUGACAUAACCAAUUAAGCUGUCUUUUUGUAUUUUAUAACAAUCAUUAAAAAUGGUUGAUUUAAUGUGGUAAGUCAAUAAGUGACUGUAAUCAACAGUCAUGUAAAACACAAAUGGAAUCACAAAAAGAUUGUUAACCAGUUAUUUAAACAAGGUCUAACACAAAUUGCAGUUCCAUGCAAACAAUGGACCUCAAGUAUUCUCUAGAAGAGGGUUGAUUUAACCCUUUAACUCCCAUAAGUGACCAAAAAAGAAUUUCUCCUUACAAUAUCAAAACAAUAUCAAGCAGACAAGUUAUGAGAAUAAAGAGAAAUAUCAGUUAGGGGAUUAUAAGAUGAUCUAAUACUAAAUCCUCCAAACUAACAUCAGAAGAACUGUAUAGGAGAUAGUAAGGAGAAUUACUAAUGAGAUCUUGGGAGUUAAAGGGUUAAUAAAAUAAUGUCCUUCCACUGUUGACUUUCAGUCCUCUUGACACUGUUCAUAAAAAUGAAUGUUCAGAUAAAAGGUUGGGCUAAAUUAAAGAUAGUUUAGAGCAUGGUUUUGUUAAACAACGACUAAGGUUUGCUUAAGUAACCAGCCCUCUAAGUGAUAAUUAUUUAUGUUAAUCAAGCAAGAUACAACCGUCUUCCUGAUGGUUUUGAUGAACCCUUUAACUCCCAGAAGUGAUGAACAUAAAACUUCUCCCUACAAUAUCCAUACAUUCUUCAGCAAAGAGAUAAUGAGAAUAUUCAACCUUAUCGGGUAGAAGCUGCUAUCUUGAUCUAGAACUAAGUUCUCAUAACUUAUUUACAAGGAAAUGUGUAGCAGCUACAGGGGAGAAUUAACAAUCAGAUCUUGGGAAUUAAAGGGUUAACAAGCAGAUGAUUUGACCCCUUUUGCCUAUGUAAUAUAUCUCACAGGAGUGAUGCAGUCAUGUUAUGGAUAGAAACAUUCACUCAUUUGUUAUAAAUGUACAGAUUAUAAUUAAAUUCGCAAAAAUGUUUUUUUUCUUUAUAUCAUAAUUAUUACAAAAUGCAUAGGGAGUGAA